AUGCUUUUCGCACUGCCCGGGCACGUGGGCGGAGAGAUGGAGGAAGCAAGAGAGUUCAUUGCGCACCGCUUCUGUGCUUUUGCACUCAAGACGCUGAAUGAAGACAUGGACCCGCUCUUUGAGAAGUUUCUGUCCAUUUUCGACCAGGAUGCCAAGGAGUUCCUGCAGCAAGGUGAGACACAUGAGCAGUACGCUGCCUACCUCGAAUACACGGCAACACUUGAAGAGCAUGCAUCGAACUUCGCUCUGCAAGAAGGGUACAGCCCUGGUGAUGCGGGUACUUUUCUGAAGCAGCUGCAGCGCGCGAUUGAAGAAGACAAGGUCCAUGCGGAAAAACAGGUGGAGGCUUUCCUGGUGCACAUGGAGAAGCAAAGGCGCCUGAAGCUGGGACCUGACGCGCCUCCGAUGGAACAAGGCGAAGUUGAGCUAAUGAAAGCGCUGUUCAGACCACAGACCGUCGAGGACAUGAUGGAGAUGCUUUUACACAUGACCGAGUACACCUCCUUCAGCAGCCUGAUGCGCGCAAAGGUGCAGCAGAAGAAGUUCAUCAGGGAGAUGGAACGCCGCAAAAAGGAGCUGAUGAUGGGCGAAACGGGUCUGGCGCAUCGCUUCAUUCAUUUUGCCAUGAAGCUCUUGAAUGAUGACCUGCAUGAGUUUUACACCCGUUGGAUGCCUGUGUUUGCUCAGGAGGCAGAAAAUCUGCAGAACCAGGGCCACACCCACGAGCAGUAUGCGGCCUUCGAAGAGUACACAUCUGUUAUAGAGACACGCCUCCUUGAUUUCUGCGCACAGGAAGGCUUUGAGCAGGAUGCGCGGGGCUUGUUUGAUGAGCUUCAGCGGGUGUUGCAGAAGGACCAGGAGCAGGUGGAUGCCCAGCUGAAGAGGGUGCUGGCGGAGGUUGAACAGAGGAAGGAGCAGAUGAGGGCAAGAGCUACGGAGGAGGCCGAUGCAGAGAAGCCGCUGAUCCUCAUUUGCAAGCCGGCUGCGCUCGGGGAUCUAAUGCAUUCGCUGAUCCAACAGACAGAGUACCAGAACUUCAGCGCAUCCAUGCGAUUCCGCGUAGAGCAGGACCGGAUGAUGAGGAUGCUGCUGGCGGGACUGCAAGAGGAGUCGGCAGUGCAAGGGGCAUUGCCAGCCCCUGAUGCCGAUUUGGAGGUCGUGGAUGUUGAGAUCGAUGACAGCAGAGUUCCGGCAGCAGUGCCAUGCAUUGGAACUAUGACCGUCACAGUUCCUGAGGGCUGCGAGGCCGGAUCGCAGCUCAGCUUGACCGCCCCUGACGGGCAGCAGGUUUGUGUGACUAUUCCUGGUGGCCUUUCGCCUGGGAUGUCCUUCGAGGUUCCAUGUCGUUCCGGAGGCUACGGAGGAGGUUACUCUGCCCCGGCAGUUCCAGCUCCAGGAUACGCGAGAUGA
This is a messenger RNA of Symbiodinium pilosum, 1410 nucleotides long. The record is from the annotation of a GenBank genome assembly. NCBI's taxonomy places the organism in Eukaryota, Dinophyceae, Suessiales, Symbiodiniaceae.